Aspergillus welwitschiae is the source of this 741-nucleotide messenger RNA. Its product is annotated as BTB/POZ domain-containing protein. The transcript is spliced from 3 exons. The coding region runs from base 1 to 741 and encodes 246 amino acids. Gene Ontology annotation, molecular function: protein binding. The record is from RefSeq and is a predicted model, not a curated record. NCBI's taxonomy places the organism in Eukaryota, Fungi, Ascomycota, Eurotiomycetes, Eurotiales, Aspergillaceae.
AUGUCAUCUCCAAGCGUCGAUGUUAGGCCACAGGGGCCAACUAAAGUCGUUUCAGACCUCUUCUUAAGCUCUACAUGGAGCGACUUAACCAUCGUUUGCGGGGAUGUUGUGUUCCCAGCCCAUAAAUGCGUCGUGUGCCCUCAAUCUGGGUACUUUUCUCGCGCGUGCAAUAGCAGCUUCAUUGAAUCCUCCGGAAAGAUUGUGAUAGAGGAGCUUGAGCCCAUUUAUCUUGAAAAGACCCUACAGUUUCUCUACAAAGGAGAUUACACCAGACUGAGCGAUAUAGACACCUCUCCUACAGUGGAGUUUGGCCAUCCCAGCCCCAUCCCCAGUCCGAUCGUUCGAAGCUUCCCACAUACUACCUUGUCAUCUGGGGCAAAUGGUGGACUUUCGAAAUUUCAUGUCCAUAUGUACGAGCAAGGAGAAUAUUUCCAGAUCCAGGACCUCAAAGAGAAGGCAAAAGAGCAUUUCAAAGAGUGUUUCUUGCGUGACCUUGACAGACUGUUCUUCCGUUCAACUGUGAACGAGGUCUACUGUUCAACGAUUGAGACGGAUCGCGGGCUUCGAGACAUCGUGAUCGAGACCGUUCUAAAUGAUCUGCCCACGUUGAUCAAUGGAACCUCAACAUAUAUCUACAAGGAGGAUCUGCAAGAGAUACCCGAAUUUACAGUUGACCUGUGCAUGGCAAGCCUUGCUCAGAACGUGUGCCUCAUGAGCGUCAUCUCAGAAUGGAAAGGAUAA